Molecule: messenger RNA, 402 nt
Organism: Suillus subalutaceus
Lineage: Eukaryota; Fungi; Basidiomycota; Agaricomycetes; Boletales; Suillaceae
Exons: 2
Coding region: 1-402 (133 amino acids)
Source: RefSeq, a predicted model, not a curated record
AUGUUUUCACAGUUCUUCGGAGCCAAACCAAACCGAACGAGAGCUCUCGAACGACAUGUCCCUCCGCCCUACAUGCGCGAGGGGAAGUUUGAGAAACUUCCCGUAUACACUGCUUGUCCGUCUCCGUGUGCGGACGACCAGCCCAUAACACUCACUCGCUAUUUGUUUCUCUAUGGUUUCUUCUUUCCAAUAUUUUGGAUAGUUGGAGUCGCAAUAAUCUUCUCUCCACUUCGGCCCACUCCUGAAUGGGAGACUGGCAAGUCGGAAGAGGAGAGACAGAAAUUUCUUGCGGAGAUGCGUGUUUCGGAACUCAAAUGGGCGAAACGUUGUCUAUAUGCCAUGGUCGCACUUUUGGUUGUCAUUGUGGUGUUGGUGACCACCUUUGUAUUGGUGAGACGGUGA